AUGGCUUCUUCAAUUCGACCUACUCUUUCUCUCUUCAAUCGCUCUCCUCGUCUCUCUUUCUCCCAUUUUUCAACCGUAGUUCCACAAUCCAAGAGCUUUGGCUUGAAAGCGUGUAGAAUGUUUAGAAAAAAUGGAAACUCCGUUAGACUUAUGGCAUCUGGGAACGUCAACGUGUCUUCGUCACUCACUGCUUCUUCACCAGAAAACGUACUGGAAUGGGUCAAACAAGAUAAAAGAAGAAUGCUUCAUGUUGUUUAUCGUGUUGGCGACUUGGAUAGAACCAUUAAAUUCUAUACUGAGUGCCUGGGAAUGAAGCUCCUUAGAAAACGUGACAUACCGGAGGAGAAAUAUACUAAUGCUUUUCUUGGAUAUGGACCUGAGGACUCACACUUUGUUAUUGAACUCACCUACAAUUAUGGAGUUGAGAAGUAUGAUAUUGGAACUGGAUUUGGCCAUUUUGGUAUUGCUGUUGAUGAUAUUACAAAAACAGUCGAACUAAUAAGAGCUAAGGGGGGCAAAAUAUCUAGAGAACCUGGUCCUGUCAAAGGAGGCAAAACAGUAAUUGCAUUUAUUGAGGAUCCUGAUGGUUACAAAUUUGAACUUUUGGAAAGAGGCCCCACUCCUGAGCCCUUGUGCCAAGUGAUGCUUCGAGUGGGUGAUCUUAACCGUUCAAUCGAGUUUUAUGAGAAGGCUUUUGGUAUGGAGCUGCUUCGAACACGAGAUAAUCCAGAGAACAAGUAUACCAUAGCAAUGCUGGGUUAUGGUCCAGAAGAUAAAACUACUGUUCUAGAGUUGACAUACAAUUAUGGAGUCACUGAAUAUGAUAAAGGAAAUGCUUAUGCUCAGAUUGCAAUAGGUACAGAUGAUGUGUACAAAACUGCAGAAGCGAUUAAACUAUCCACUGGAAAGGUUACUCGGGAACCUGGACCAUUGCCUGGUAUCAACACAAAAAUUACUGCAUGCUUGGAUCCCGAUGGAUGGAAGACGGUUUUUGUAGAUAAUAUUGAUUUUCUUAAGGAGUUGGAGUAG
Molecule: messenger RNA, 1029 nt
Organism: Lathyrus sativus (Indian pea)
Lineage: Eukaryota; Viridiplantae; Streptophyta; Magnoliopsida; Fabales; Fabaceae
Source: the annotation of a GenBank genome assembly